GAAUCUAGUUUCUAUAUACAAGGGACAUAUCGAAAGGUUUGCUUGCUUCAAACAAGUCGUGUGGAGUAUUUUAAAAGGAAGGGACGAGCAAUUCAACAACAUUUUUCGCUUUAUUAAAAUAAAAUUAUUUUCUUUAAAUUAAAUUAAAUCAAACAAAAACUUUCCAAAAAUGAGAGAUGGAACAGAAACAGCACACGUCGAAGAGGAAGGACACCCACCUCGUAUGAAUGACGUAGCAAAAAAGUUCAUUGCCGAUUGUAUUGCUGAAAAGGAGCGACUACCAGAAGAUUUUCCUAUUGCGGCUAUGCUAAUUGAUGAGGCUAUCGAUAGAGUUCACUCAACCGGUCGUGUUCCUGGCCGUGAAUUGCAUGCCGAUGUCUUUAAACAAAAAUUAACAAAAGUCACCCAAAAGGUUUUCGUUCCCACCAAACAAUUCCCAAACUUCAAUUUCCAAGGCAAAAUUCUUGGACCAAAAGGAAAUUCACUUCGAAAUCUGCAGAAGGAAACUUUAUGCAGAAUUCUGGUUAAAGGUCGCAACUCAAUGCGUAAUGCUGAAAAGGAAGAAGAAAUGCGUCAAUCAGGCGAUCCUCGACAUGCUCACUUACACAAAGAUUUGUAUGUUGAAAUUUCAACAGUCGCUACCCCCGCCGAAGCUCAUGCUCGUGUAGCGUAUGCUUUGGCAGAAAUUCGUAAAUAUCUUAUUCCCGAUAGUAAUGACGAAGUAAGUCAAAAUCAAAGGAGAGAAAUGUUAGCAGAUCCGGAAUUGUCAAAGAGAGCUCGAAAAUCUUACGCUGAUGAUGGAGGGGCACAUCAUGACCAAGCGGCUUUGAGUAUUUUGAAAAAAAUAAAUCUUUCAGCUCCGAAAGAUACUGGUAUGGAAUAUGAGGAAGCACCAUCAAGGUAUGUUCCACAAAGACCACCUAUGAAGAGAUCUCUACAAGAAACACCACCUUAUCUACGAAGAAAUGAAGAAGGAGGGACCGAAAGAGCAACCUACAGGGGUCCAAGUACAAGACCAGGAGGAAGUAUUCUGAAAAAAGUUACUGGAUUCGGAGGUCAGGUAUAUGAUGAAGAAGAGGUUGGGGAUGAAGAGCCGCCAUAUGAAGAAGAAGAAUCAAAUUACGAUCGUGAGCCAAUAGGAAAUAUGUCACAAAGACCAGGCCCCAAGAGAUUUUCCCAAACACCACAAUCUUCUAUGAAUAGAAGAUACGAAAACCCAAUAAAGCGUACACGAUAAGCUCCAAACGCAUUGCGUUAUAAUAAAGCAAAUCUAACUAA
Episyrphus balteatus (marmalade hoverfly) is the source of this 1278-nucleotide messenger RNA. Its product is annotated as KH domain-containing, RNA-binding, signal transduction-associated protein 3-like. The transcript is spliced from 6 exons. Gene Ontology annotation, biological process: regulation of alternative mRNA splicing, via spliceosome. Gene Ontology annotation, cellular component: nucleus. The coding region runs from base 170 to 1237 and encodes 355 amino acids. The record is from RefSeq and is a predicted model, not a curated record. Gene Ontology annotation, molecular function: mRNA binding. Lineage: Eukaryota; Metazoa; Arthropoda; Insecta; Diptera; Syrphidae.